GAAAUUUGUACACACUUUAGUGCAUGCGCGUAUUUUGGUUUGUGUUGUGUCUCAGCCACGAUCGGGCAUGCACAGAAUCAACACCAUUUUGGUCGCACGAAACCGCCCCUUUUCGCCCAUUUUUAGCACGCUUUCGGGCGUUAAGCUGUGAAAAUGGUGUUCGAAUCGCUUGUUGUGGACUUGCUGAACCGUUUUCUUGGCCAAUAUAUUGAGAAUCUUGAUGCAUCGCAGUUGAAACUUGGCAUUUGGGGAGGAGAUGCUGUUCUUCAAAAUUUGGAUGUGAAGGAAGGAGCUCUGAAUGAUCUGGACUUACCGGUCAAAAUCAAGUCUGGUCAUCUGGGUAAACUGACCCUCAAGAUCCCAUGGAAGAACCUGUACUCAGCCCCAGUGGAAGCUACUAUUGAGGGUCUCUAUGUCUUGGUUGUUCCAAAUGCAGAUAUCAAGUACGAUGCAGAGAAGGAUUCCCAGCAGAAGUUUGAGGCCAAACAACGGACCCUGCAGAUGGUGGAGGACACUAAACAGAAAGAGAAGGAGAGAGAGGAAGGCGCAGAGAAAGAUGCCAAGGCUGACUCGUUUGUGGAGAAGAUGGCCAGUCAGGUGAUUAAGAACCUUCAAGUCAAGGUAUCUGACAUCCAUAUGCGCUAUGAAGACAAGACAACUAAUACGAAUGCUCCAUUCUCUAUUGGAACUACACUUCAUAACGUCUCACUCAAGACCACAGAUACCAACUGGAAGGAGUGCUUGGCGGAUGCAGCAACUAAACUCAUUUACAAGAUGCUGCGUCUGGACUGUCUCUCUGUAUACUGGAACAGCAACUCAGAGUUGUACUCAGACCUACCCAGGCCCCAGCAACAGGCAAAGAUGCGAGAAACCAUUACAUCAGAUCCUACGAAAACACCCAAGAACUACCAGUUCUUGGUUGAACCGAUCUCUCUGAAGGCCCAGCUGAAACUGAACACCAAGCCUGAGAAUGAUAUGACUAACCCUAAAGCCUGGCUCAAUUUAGUCAUCGAUAGUAUUGGCCUGGCCGUUAGACAGAAACAGUUCCGUGAUGUGAUGAAGAUGCUUGAUUCUUUCGAGAGGAUGUCACGUAACGAGCCAUUCAGGAAGUAUAGACCAACCUGCCCAGCUAAAGGCAACGCUAAGAUCUGGUGGCACUACGCCCAGAAGUGCAUCUUAGAGGAGACAGUGAGACGAAGACACAAGAUGUGGUCUUGGACUCACAUCAAAGAGCAUCGGAGAAUGUGCAAAGAGUAUCAGAAGCAGUAUGUGACAAAGCUUGACACCAGUAAACCUGGCAAAGACCUGACUGCUCAACUAGAGUCUUUCGAGAAGGAGCUUAGUGUGAUGAACAUCACCAUGUGCCGACAGCGUGCCGAGGUAGAAUUCCAUCGCCUCGGCAAGAAACGAGCCAAGGAGAAGGCUGAGAAGGGAUGGUUCGGAGGAUGGUUUGGUGGAGGCAAGAAACCAGAUGAGAAAAAGGAAGCAGGAGACCUCAGCGACAUAGCAGGUCGUUUCCAAGAAGCAAUGUCGGAGGAAGAGAAAGCUAAGAUGUACAGUGCCAUCGGCUACAGCGACAAGAGCGUGGACCCAACAUUCCCUAAAGAUUAUGUGGGGAUCAAGGCCCACAUGAAUCUGAAGAGCACGACCGUCAAACUUCUUGAUGAAGAGCGCCCUCUCCCUCAGCUUCUUAAUCUAUCCGUUACUGAUCUGACUGCUGAUUUCAAUCAGAGACCAUCUGCAGAGGCCAUCAAGUUGGAUUUGAAAUUGGAUGACUUCAGUGUAUUUGGCACCCCCUUGGAACAAGGCAAGAUCCCUCAAUUGGUGGAGUCACAGAACCUUGAAGCAGACAAGCAAUAUGCGUUAGUCAGCCUGUUGGUGGAGGUUAACCCAUCGGAUGGCAAGGCUGAUCAGAGGAUUAGAUUGAAUACUAGACCCAUCAAGAUUGCUUAUGAUGCUAAUACCAUCAACCAGAUUGCCAAGUUCUUUGAGCCGCCCAAGGAUAUUCAUCUAGAUGAUUUAUCCUCAGCAGCGGUAUCGUCCCUUGGUGAGUUCACAGUGCAGUCUUCCACCGGCAUGCAGUAUCUGGUUGAUAAUAAGAGCAUCUUAGAUGUCUGUAUCGAUCUCAAGCCAUCUUAUAUCAUCAUACCAGAGAAUGGAGUCAAUGAUGGGACUGGUAGUGCCUUGAUAGUUGAUCUUGGUAAUCUAAAGUUGAACACGGUGAACGAGGAAAGACAUGAAGAACCACGACGAGAGAAUGAAUCUUUGGAUGAUUUAAUGAAGAAGGCUUAUGAUGUGUUCAACAUUGAGCUUCAAUCAGUACAGGUUAUCCUGGCUGCUGCAGGUGAUGACUGGGGUGAAGCCAGGAAGCUUGGAGGGUCACCUCUUCAUCUGUUGCAGCCACUGGAUCUCAAGGUUGGACUUCAUAAAUGCUUUGUGGAAGAUUCUAGACUCGCCCAGAUUAAGAUAACAGGAGAGCUGCCCGAUGUGACUGUGGACGUGUCCGACUACAAACUUCAAGAGCUUCUGAAACUGGCUCUGAGUAUCCCGGUCCCCGAGUUAAGCAAAGAACCUGAGGAGAAGUUCUCAAGGGACAAGCUGUUUGUAUCCUCCGAUCAGUCCCUGGGUGUAGCCAUCGAUGGCUCUCUAUCUGUAAGAGAUCCACUCUUGCCGGCAGACAAGCCCAUCACAGCUCCCGUCGGGAAGGAGGUUGUCAAGGCUGGGGAGGAGAGUCUUGCAGACACACAACGAACCAGCCUGGAGCUCCAGUUUGAACUCAAGAAGGUGGGUCUAAACUUGUCCCAGCGAUGUUCUGGUGAAGAGAAACCACUUAUAUCUGUUGCUAUCCACGCUCUGGGUACUCAAGUACGUAUGAGACCAUGGGAUAUGAGUGCUACUGUAUCCCUGGGUAGCGUGUCUGUUCAACAUAGGCAGUUCAAAGCUUUGGAUGGUGGUGACCUGUUCUUGGUUCAGACACCAGCUUAUGAAAAAGGGACAGACAGACUUUUGUCAAUCAACUACCAAAAGGCAGAGAAGAAGAGCCCAGAGUUUGCCACCACCUACCAGUCAACAGAGCAAGACAUCACCGUCAAGUUCACCACCCUAGAGAUUGUAGCCCACUCCGAUGCCAUUCUCAAUUUAACAGACUUUGCAGACACCCUUGUAGCUAGUCUAGACACCGGGAAGGGGGCAGCCAGUGGGGCGGAGCCUGAAGAUGAGGGGUACCUCAGUGAAGACGAGAAGAAACCAAAAGGCAAGAGAGUAAAGAGAUUGAAGCCAAGUGACACCAUUGACGUAAAAUUGACAGCCGAUCUAGACGUCAUCUCCCUGGUCGUGUGUACUAAAGACACCAGCCUGACUGAAGUUAACAUCAAAGGGCUGAAAGCUGGAGUUUUACUUCAGAAGCAUGUUACAACAGUAUCAGCCCUCCUUCAGGAUAUCACGGUGACAGACCCAACACCAGGGGCUUUAUACCCCAAGAUUGUCUCCUUCGUCGACGAUGAGGUGUUUAAGGUUAAAGCUGAGUUGUUCAACGGCUCCACUGCAGCGGAUGGAUACUCUGAUAUGAGUGCUGUAGACAUUCGAGUUGGUCUGAGCAUGGGACGUAUGAGGGCCAUCUUCCUGAACAAGUUCGUUAUGAGACUCCUGUCCUUUGUGGACCAGUUCUCACGAGCCAAAGCAGCAGCAGCCGAAGCCAGCGCAAACGCCGCCUUAGCCGCUAAGAAGACUGCAGAGAACAUGCAGGAACGCUGCAUCCGCAUCGCUCUCGAUGUCGUCAUCAAGGCCCCACUGAUCAUCAUCCCUAAGAGUUCAACCUCAGACAUGGCUCUGGUGGCUGAUCUUGGUCAGCUACUGGUGCAGAAUUCCUUCAGUAUGGCAGCUGGAACUGAGAGUAUGGAGUUACCGGCUGUAUUGGAGGCAAUGCAGGUAGCUCUACAAUCUAUCCAGCUAUCAAGAGCCGUCUUGCAAGGUGGUCGUAUCAAGUCUGAAGUGUUGAUGUUAGAACCAAUGGGCUUGAAUAUUGACCUAGUCCGUAAUCUAGCUGCCAGCUGGUACCACAAGACACCUGCUAUUGCACUGUCGGGCAAACUGCAACCCAUCAGGUUUUCUAUUGGUCCAGAUGACUUUGCCCUGGUUAUGGGUAUUCUCAAUAAGAACUUAGCAGAGGGUCAACUGGAAGUGGUUGAGGCAGAAAGUCCUUCUGCAUCGGGUGGAGAGGUGCCACCUGCUGAGGGAGGGGCAGCUGCUGCAUCUGAUGUCAAGUCUGCAGCCAAGGAGGAGAUAAAAGCCGAUGUCCCAGCGCCAGAGACAACUGAAGAUCCAUGGGAGCAAAUCUGUGUAGACUUUGAGUUGGAGGGAAUCUACACUUCCUUGUACACUGGCAAGCUAGACCUGCGUCCUUUGGAGGGUCGUCAGGAGAGGAUACCCCAUGAAGCCCUAGGCUGCUUUGCAGUCUGUCAGCUUGGAGUUAAAGCAAGCAUACAAUCCAACAUGGCUAUAACGGCUAAUGCAAAACUAGCCAAGAUUCUCCUUGAUGACAUACGUCCAGGGAGAGGCGAUGCCAUUACAAGGAUGCUUGGUUCCCAUGGUGAUGAUCAGGAUCUUGAAACAAUCACCGUGAAGUUUGAGCAGAUGGCCAACCAGGACAAGAAUAUUGAGGCGUCAGUCAGAAACUUCCACGCUUGUGUUUGCGCCGAGUUCCUGAUGACUGUAGCCGAAAUCUUCACCAAGGGACUCGAAGAGAGUGCUGUGCCCAAACCAGAGGAUAAAGACAAGAAGCCUGUCAAGAAAGCAAUGCAGACGCCUAAUAACACACCUGCGGGUACCCCUGACGCCCAGGAAAGUACCCAACAAGGUGUCAUUACGGUGAAAGCAAUCCUGGACAGCCCGGAGAUCGUCCUGGUCUCGGAUUCUUCUAAGAAGGAUACCAACGCCUUGGUCCUCAAAACUAUGGGAGAGGUGAACCUUACCAUGUCCGGCAAUGCAAUGUACAUCAAAGGUGGUUUGCAGCAACUCCGUAUCAAUGCAUGCCCUUAUCUAGAACAGCAUCGUAUCGGCAAGAUGACCAAGGUACUGGUGCCAUGUAACGUGGACUUCAACCUGAACGCACCCAAUGGUAAAGGUCAGCAUAUCAGCCUAAUGAUUGAGGAGAUUGCACUCAACAUCAGUCCAGAAGUCAUCAAAGUACUAAGCUCUGUCAGCCAGACGCUAACUCCAACAAAGCCUGAGACCGAUGAGGAGAAGCGAAGCAAAGCUAUCGUUCCUGUGGAUCUCUGGGAUGCUAAGAAGGUGUCUGAACAUAACUUCUGGUUCUUCAAGGAGGAAGAGGGUAUAGACGUGAACACUCUUCUUGAAGAGGCGGUUGUGGGUGCCGUGGAGCAGUCUCGAGGUGAAGAGUUAGUAGCGACAAUUAAAAGUGUUAUCAUCAAACUAGAGGCCAGCGUAGGACGGCGUACUGUUCCUAUGCUGACUGUGGAUGCUAGUGUAGAGGCUGUCGUCAAAGACUGGUCGACCAAGCUUCAUGUUGAAACCCACAUGACAACAGAGAUUGCUUGUUACAAUGAGAAGGUGUCUGCUUGGGAGCCACUCUUGGAGCCACUGGAAGCAGAAGCCGGUCAACAUAAACCAUGGGAUCUUAGUCUGGAUAUUGUGAAGAAUAAUGACCUGCUUGACAUCGCAUCUACAGCAGCCUCAGGUGAGGCAGACGAGGAGGUGGAUGUAUCCCUGGCUCCUCCUGUGAUGACAGUCACCGUCUCAUCAAGCAGUAUGCUACAGUUGACACUCACUAAGACGUGCCUAGAGAUGCUUACUAACCUUGGGAAGGCAUUUGGUGAAGCAAUGGCCGAUCCGAACACUACCAUUAAAGAUGAUGUGGUGGUUCCAGCAUGUACCGUCAUCAACCGCACUGGCCUGGCAAUCGUGUUGAAAGCAGGAAACUACUACGCGUUACCUGACAGCGCCAAAGAUGGGAAAUGCAGCCUGAAACACAAUGACGAAGUCGGCCUGACUCUAGCCAAAGCAGCUAUGGGAACAGUCAGACAGAAGUCCAUUCUGAAAUCAGCGGAAACAAACUUGAAACGUGAGAUUACCAUCCAGGUCGAAGGUUACCAAGAAGUAGCCAAUAUGGCGGUAUUCAGAGCUGGUAAAGUCUUGUACAAUCUAACACCAUCUAAGAAGACACACUCAGCAACGGUCAUCUCAGUGGUGCUAGAUAUAGAGGCUCAGCUGGACUCAAGGACUGUGGUUAUACGCUCACCACUUCAAUUCCACAACCAUUUCGAGACGGACGUUGAGAUCUACACCCGAGUUUCAAACUGGACCGAGAAACUGGGUGUGAUCAAGGGGUCUGAGAAGUUUGUCGUUCCUCUCAAUGUGGCUCACAAUGACCAGCUGUUGAUCAAGCCCCUGGACAAGAGCGGAGAAGUAGAGUACAGCCUGUGCGAUGCCUCCGUGAUGUGGCAGAAAUUAUGGGAACAACUUCAGAAGAAACAGAGCAGUGUAACAUUCAGGUGCCCCUGUAAGACUGAGGGUCACACCCCGUCUUUUAUCAAUAUCGUAACGGAGCCAGACAUCAUGCGGUUUGUUUAUGGAAACUCACUGACUGCUCCCAAGUUUACUCUACAUCUGUACCCAGUGGUCAUUCUACGGAACCUCAUGCCAAUACCCAUCUCAUACACCCUGGCGGGUUCCGGAGGUGAAGUCAAGGUAGAGCCCACCCAGCAGACUCAACUGUCCAAUGUAGAUAUGGGCAGUACAAUGAUCAUGAUAGCGCUUCUUGGUUACUCGGACACCGAUUGGAGAGGAGAGAUAACCCUCCGGCCAGGCCUGAAGGAGUUUUUCCAGCUUGGGUUCCGAGGCGGAGCUACCAACGAGCGUUGGUUAGAGCUGGGUGUCUUAGCUGAUUACAGUGGUGGCUAUCUGGAGAUGACGCUCUUCUCAACAUACUGGCUUAUUAAUAAGACUGGACUACCAUUGGCUUAUAAGGCCGGAAAUGACAUCAUUGAUCAUCCAGCUGACAAGACGGAACCGAUUUUGUUCUCGUAUCCAACACAUAAAGGAUUCAGCCCUGGCAAGAAUAAGAUUUCUCUUAAGGUUGGCGAUUCACACUGGUCGGAUAAAUUCUCCCUGGAUGCAGUGGGAAGCUCAGGUUUCAUCGCCUGCAAGAAUGACGACAAAGCAAGAGAGGGCCAAGAAGCGGCAGUUGCUAAGCACAAGAAAUACAGUGUCGGAGUCCAGAUUCAGCUGAGUAAUUUCGGCAUGACUAAGAUCGUUGUGUUGAAUCCACGAUACCUGAUUGUAAACCAGACAGACUUCACCAUCAGAUGCUCAGAAGUUGGCGGAGAGUUGUUAGAGAUCCCACCAAAGGAGUGUGUUGCAUUCUGGCCAACUGAUAAGAAGGCCAACCCCAAGAUGGUCGUCCUGACGGAAGAUUCCAAAGAGCCUUCUCUUCCGUUCCUCUUCACCGACCCUCACACUACGGUCCUCAAGCUGGACUCACAGGUGGGUGGUAUCAUCGUGGAGACAUCCGUCACAGAGACAGCGACUGUAGUGAGUUUUGACUCUUUCAGUAAGGGCAACUUCACUGUACAGUUGAUAAACCACACAGACAAUAUGCCAGUCAAAUACCACCAGGCUCAUGUGAAAGAGGAACGAUCAUUGAAACCAGGAGAAGCUAUCCUCUACACUUGGCAGGACCCAACACAGUUACGUCAACUGGUGUGGAGCGCUGGGGAAAAAGAACAAAGGAAUGAUCUCAUCAAGGAUGGUAUCGGAGAGUUCAGAUUUGACGGUCAUCCAGUCUACUGGGUGUCAUUCUUGGAUGGUACUCAGAGGAUGCUUUGCUUCACUGAUGACCUGGCUGUAGCUACCAACGCUCAACAGGCAGCUGAGUUGGAACAGUCGGAUCUAGAACUGAUCUUAUCUCUACCAGGACUUGGGCUCUCUCUGGUCAAUAACCUGACUAGAACUGAAGUGGCUUACAUUGGCAUUAUCAGCUCUGGAAUCAUCUGGCAGAACAAGGUCCGUCGUCGAUGGCGUGAUCUAAAUGGGAAGCAGAUGAAACUUCUUGAGGAUGGGUACCAGAAGGCUCAGGUGGACCUCUCAGAUAAAGAUGCUCCGCCAAAAGUCACCAAGCUGGAGAGAGAUUUUGAGGUUGACUUCCGUUCGAUGAGCAUGUUGACACCCCAGCGUCGUUCCAUUCGGCGUACCUAUCACGCUGGUGUAUGGGCGCAGAUACGCACAGCGAAGCACCAGCUGCAGAUUCAUCUGAUGGUCCAUAGGAUCCAGAUUGAUAACCAGAUGCCUGCAGCAAUCUUCCCAACGGUACUAGCUCCGAUACCUCCCCCUAAGAGUGUGUCUGCAGAGAGUGCUCCCAAGCCAAUGAUCGAGUUCAGUUUAAUGAUGAGAUAUUCUGAACACAGUAAAGUCAAUCAGAUUAAAUAUCUACGCCUUCUGAUUCAAGAAAUGGCCGCUAAGGUGGAUAUCGGAUUUAUCAUAAAUCUGGCGGGACUCUUUGCUUCUGGGGCUGAAGCUACUGGCAUGGAGUUGAAGUGGAUGGAAGAUGACUUGAAGGUAUGUACCACCACCUACAAGGAGAGUGAAGCAGUUAAAGUGGCUCUAGCUGGAGACGUUAACUUCUUUGAUAACUUCCAUCUCUCACCCCUCAAGACCCAUGUGAGCUUCUCUCUGUCCGACACCGGUGGUGAAGAUAGUGAUUUGAGUAAAGUCCCACAGAAGGCAUCAGUGCAACAGAACGCUGUCAGAUUGAUCCUGCAGAGUGUUGGAGUCACUCUUACCAAUGUUGAUGACGUCGUCUUCAAGCUUGGCUUCUUUGAGCGAGAGCAUCAAUUCUAUUCACAGCAACAGAUCACAUCUGAGAUUAUUUAUCACUACACCAAUCAGGCCAUUAAGCAGCUGUAUGUACUGGUACUCGGUUUGGAUGUCAUUGGUAACCCAUUCGGCUUUGUGCGUGGUGUGCAGACUGGUGUGGUAGAUUUCUUCUACGAGCCGUACCAGGGGAUUGUCCAAGGACCAGAGGAGUUUGCUGAGGGUGUUGCCCUGGGCAUGAGGAGCUUGUUUGGACAUGCAGUCGGUGGAGCAGCAGGCGCUGUGUCUCGUAUCACCGGUACCCUAGGAAAGGGACUAGCAGCUCUGACUAUGGAUGAAGAAUACAAGAGGAAGAGACAACAAGCAAUCAAUCAGAAACCAGCAACCUUCCAAGAAGGCCUAGCAAGGGGUGGAAAGGGACUCGUUAUGGGUUUUGUGGAUGGAGUAACAGGUGUGGUGAAGAAUCCCUUCCAAGGAGCUAAGAAAGAAGGUGCCAAGGGUUUCUUCAAGGGUGUAGGGAAGGGACUCGCUGGUGUCGUUGCUAAACCUACUGGUGGUGUCAUUGACUUUGCUAGCAGUACGUUUGAAGGCAUUCGCAGGGUGACAGACAUGAGUGAGGACAUAGCUCGUCUACGUCUUCCUCGAUUCCUCCAUCUUGAUGGUAUCGUCAGACCCUAUGAGAAGUACGAAGCUGAAGGCUUGAAUCUAUUCCAUCUUAUCGACAAGGGCAAGUACGCCCUGACGGAGGACUAUGUCGCGCAUAUGAUGCUUACGGCAGAUAAGAAACAUUAUCUGGUAGCUACUGACAGGCGUAUCAUCCUAUCCAGCAAGGGAGAGGUGUUGGGUCAUUGGAACGUUGACUUCCAGUAUCCCUACAAAGACCUUAAAGAUCCACCAGUUUUGACUGAGAAGGGUCUACAAAUCAUGUCGAAGGAGGACGCUGAGAAAGGGAAGAAGAAAGGGUUUGGUCUUGGUCUCCUUAAAGGGAAGUCAGGACAUGGCAAGAUGGUCCAGGUCACCAGCAGGAAAGAAGCUGAGCUUUUUGUUGUCAAGGUAACCGAGGCCAUGGCAAAGGCACUGAAACUCACAGAGUGAUUCAUCCCAGGAAGAUUCAAGAGGAACUUCUGAAGAGACGGAAACCUUGCCGUUGGAAGAGCUGAGAAAGGAAAGAAAGCGGAAGGACGGCCAACCAGUGAAGUGGAUUCUUACUCUACAUGUAGUUUAAUAUAUAAAGUAUAUAUAUAUAUAUAUGGCAAUGACUGCAGUAGGUUUAGUGAAUAGUGAUGUGCGUUCAUGUCUGUAUUGAUGUAGACAAUACUCCAAAAAAUACUUUAAAAUGUAUUGAUGUAGUUAAUACUAGACAUUAUUCGAUUUCCAUGGAGACAGACUAUAGAUCAAGUCAUAACAAAUAUCUACUUCAUUAGAGUUUGAACAUGCCUUCUUUUGAGUAGGAUCUGUUGACUUUUAAGGUGCAAAUCAAUCUGAAAUGAUUGAAGAAACUCAAACUGAUCAUAAUUUUGAAAUUGAUUUUGUUCCUUUAAGGAGGAGUUAGUUAACACAAUUUUCAUAUAAUUUGUACCUACUGAGGUAUUAGAGUCGUACUUUAGGAUACAUCACUUAGAAUUAGAGAAUUAGUUUAUAUUUUACUUUUUAUUUUACAGAAAUCUACGCAAUUUCUUUUCUAAUUUUCUUCCGUUUUUAAAUAAUUUUUCUGUUCGGUGUAAGAGCCGUGUCGCAUGAGGGAACCUUUUACAACUCGGAGGCAACCAACUGCAGUGCAUGCUACAGGACUACUUUAGUAAUACAUAGUCAUUUCUUAAACAAUGUCUUACAAUCCCAAAGAAAAACAGGUGAACAUUGAAAUGUGGAUGCCUUUUCUUCUUGGAGAUUGCCUGCAAUUGGUUGGCUGUAACUUGCUUCGUUUGACAUGAACUGGUUCCUGUGCUGUCUUGUAAGAAGUAGGAUUUUAAACUUUGCAUGGUGGAAAUACGACAUGGAAAGGUUUGCGAUAACACCAUGUAAUGACUAUCUCUAACGAGUUGAGGUGGUUCUGAAAAGAACUGUUGGUUUCAACUCCUGUCUUGUAAUAAGUAUGACUUGACGUUACUGUGUCACUGUGAAACACUUCCACUGUUCAAACUAUGCGAGGCGACGGAUAGCUGGCAUAGUUUUGAUAUUCCUCUUGUCUAUUUUAACAUAUCCUCUGAGUUUGUUAUUUCAUUCUGUUUUGUGACAAUGACAGGAUUUCCAGGGCCCAAUUUCAUAGAGCUGCUUAAAAAGUUGCUCAGCAUGACAAAAUUUCGCUUACCAGACUAAGGUUACCAGCCAAACUAACAUGUACUGGUAUCCUGCUCAGCAGAAACGUGUCGAGGAAUAUUUUCUGCUUAAGCAGCUCUUUGAAGCUCUUUGACCCAGGUGUGGUAUAACUGAAGACAGGAAGCGUCUAUGAAAGAGUUCUGAAUGCCUUUGAAGAUUUGGUGUUUCUAUAUUUUUACUUCAUGAAAGUCUCAAGACAUUUUAAAGGAUAUAUUUUAUGUGGAAUAUAUUGCUUGUGAUAUCUUCGGUUUAGAAACAAACUAUGAAGUUUUUUCUUUUCUUGUUGAUGUUAAUUGUAAUCAAAAUGACUCAGUGUAAGUGAUAAAAUGAGUAGUUAUUUUUUGUUAUUUUAAGAGAAAAAAUGUGAACUGGAAUUUAUUUCCGUUUCUGUUUUUACAUUUUCAAAAUGAAAACAAGUAUACUACUUCCUGAAAACAGUUAGUUGUUGAACCUAAGUCUUGUAGUGGAAAACACAAAUUGUGUUUAAAGAUCCACAGUAUAAACAAAAUCCGAUUCUAUAAUUAUGGAAAAUGAUAAAAUAUAUUUAAGAAGUAUCUGAAAUGUUUAACAUUUAGAGAUAUAUGUGUGUUAAUGCAAUUAUAAGAAAUACUAUGUAUGGCUGAAUAUUAGAACUCGGUGUUUAGUGAGCUAAUACCCCAUUGUAUAUGAUAGUGAAGUAUUAAAAAUCAUGGUCAAAUAUAACUAAAUAAUAUUCAGCCUAUUUUCUACUCUGGCAGAUUAUGUGUUUUCUUUUUUACAAUUUACUUUAUGUGAUGGACUUGUUACUGUACUGUCAACAUUCUUUUUGUUUUCUUUGUGCAAUUGUUUCGUUUAGAACUUUAGGAUCUGUGUUUCUAUUCAGGAUCUGUGUUUCUUUUGGUAACGAUCAAAAUAUUGUUAAAGAUGUACAACUUCAGUGGCAUUACACACUUUGAAAAAAAAAAAUUAAAAUUGAGGACAAUAAUUCUAGUUAAUUUGCUGUCGUAAGGAAAUGUUCUAAAAUUAACCUGAGUGCUUAACCAAGUGCUAAAUUUUUUGCUUUUUUGUUUUAUUGUACUUGGUUAUUUUUCCAUAAUUUAAUUGUAGUAUAUAGCUUGUUAAAAUGGUAGAAUUGAUGUGUGUUGAAAUGGUGUGACAAUCUUUCAACACAAGCUGUGGGUGGUUUUUGUAUUUUAACGAGCAUUUGGCUGCUAAAAUAAAAGGGUUACUUUAAAGCUAUUGUUUUAUUUAAUUGCUUUUAAUUGCUUUACCAGGAUUUGUUAGUUUUUAGUUGGAGGUUUAAGAAAUAUUAUCUUGUCUGUGAUUUUAUAUAACAUUAAUGCCCUCUAUUGCCAUGUCAAAAUUAAUUUGAAAACAACUUGAGGUGAAGGGUGUUGCUAAUUUAACACCUUUUGAGUUUUGCUUCAUAAGCUGUUAAGCAAGCAGCAGAAAAAAAAAACAAGCAAAUUAUUUGCUAAAAAAAGGAGAAAAAAAACAUCUCGACCUAUUUGUGAAAGUUACUAGAUUGAAUUGGCUCCCAUUACAUCAAACAAUGAAAAAAACAAUUAAAAACAGCAUGUCAUAACACCACAGACACUUUCAUUCAACUUCUCAUUAUUUGUCUUACAAAAAUACACCAAUGACUACCAAACGAAGCCAUCUUAGAUAAAUGGUCAUUUAUAAAUGGUCAAUAAGCGGUGAUUUUCCCCAGUUCAAGUUCAAUAACUCUUUCUCCAUUUUAAAGAGGGAUGGAUUAAUGGACGAAGCUUGCUUUGAUUAAUCAUUUUUCGAAAAUGGUGUUUGUCUCUCGUGCAAUUUGUCUUUUAUCCGCCGAGGAAUUUCGUUCUUCAUGCCAAGCUAAUAUAUCGUGUAGCGUUUAAAUUUGUGGUGGGUUAAAACUAGAAUUACAGUAAUUUAGUGUAAAGCGAGUUAUAAGAUAAAGCUUCUGUAGUUCUAUACUAGCAGUGAGUUGCAAUAAAUAUAUAACUUGAGAUGGUAGUGAAGAUUU
Messenger RNA from Asterias rubens (European starfish), 13129 nucleotides. RefSeq names its product vacuolar protein sorting-associated protein 13C-like. The coding region runs from base 154 to 9921 and encodes 3255 amino acids. The transcript is spliced from 73 exons. Gene Ontology annotation, cellular component: extrinsic component of membrane. Lineage: Eukaryota; Metazoa; Echinodermata; Asteroidea; Forcipulatida; Asteriidae. The record is from RefSeq and is a predicted model, not a curated record. Gene Ontology annotation, biological process: protein targeting to vacuole; protein retention in Golgi apparatus.